AUGGUACGAUUAUAUUCGUUCAGUUACUUCCAAUUGACUAUGAAAAAAAGAAAUAAAAAUGUCUAUGCUCAUCCGGUGGCGCUUACUGAUGCGUUCACUACUGGGGUCCGCGCCAUGGAGCAGCGGCUGUGCGAGUGGCCAGCGGGCACUGAAGGUGCACCCAGAGCUAUCACACGGCUGGAGGGCCAGAUUGAAGAACAGAAGCAGUUAAGACUCCAAGACGCGAAACAGGUGGAAGCAAAGGCGGCCCGCAUAAAAGAGUGGGUUACAAACAAAUUGAGGGAGUUAGAACAGCAAAACCAGUUGCUACGAGAACAGAACGACCGUUGCAAUCAACAACUUGAGUUGUUACGGAAUCAUAUAGCAACUCAGGGUAGCAGGAAUUGCACGCUACCAAUAAACUCAUCGGAACCUCACUAUAGUACCCCAGUUAGACACAGACGGAACUUGUCAAUCGGCGCUACCAACAUAGCGAACAACGUUAAUGCUGCCAACCCACCGGGGUUGACCACUAUGAAUAAGACUAUGGAUGAGAGGACUACGGCCAGCUUGUUAGCUGAUGACUUGGCUGCCGCAGUGGAAAACUUAGUCGUGCUUCCAACGACGCCGAACACUUCGACUGACGGAGAUACCACACACGACUACGCAGAAAUAUAUACACCAAGCAGAGAACGAACUCCAGCGUGGCAAGGCGCAGUCAAUGUGAUAGUGCAAGGCAACAGUCGCGGCGGCUCGUCUACUGGUGAUAGCUCCACGUCCGAACAGCCCCGGCCACCUACACCACCAUUGCAUAGGUUCCCCAGCUGGGAGGCUAAAAUUUACCAGGUAGCAGACGACGGCCUCCAACAGUCUGUAGAGGAGGAACUGAGUCCACCGCCUUGUCCCAGACCAAUGCACGAAUCCACCAGCUACCAGGAUAUAUCCGUCCCAGUUUACGCCACUGUCAAAGGGCGUGCUAGUCAAAUAAGAUCGAUGCCAUUCACCGGUGAUUCGUCAGACGACUCCUCAGACGGCGAAGAGUCCAUGGGAGUGACCGUCCAUAACACGCCACAUCACCAGCUUGUCAACCCAGUAUUCGGUGGCACCACCUCUAACCAAAUCCCAAUCAACAACGUGAACCUGACCAGCGUCCUUCCAGCCUCCAUCCAACAGACAUCCAACGGCUUGGUGCUAACCAACAGUGCCAACGGGCAGUGCAGCUCAUCUGAUACCAGUCUUAGCGCUAGUAGCCCGUCGAAGAGUGUGAAGACGAGUUCGAGCUUGUCACCUGCUAAGAGGUCCAGUAGUGGAUCACCGAGUAAACAGAGCAAGACCAGAGACACAUCAUUCGAAUCCGGCAUGUCAGAUGACUACGCAAUCCCACCGGAUGCAGUUUCCUGCGAUAGUACCGCGUCUCCUUCACUCGCGUCGCUGUGCCGCGCUCCGCCCACCACGGACUCUCCGCGACGGCACGAUGCUUUAGAGAAAAGUGGACACCUGGCCAAGCUUGGAGGGAAACUGAAAACUUGGAGAAAACGAUGGUUCGUUCUUAAAAAUGGUACUCUAUCGUAUUGGAAGUCCCAGUCCGAAGUGAAUCGGAAACCUCAAGGACAGAUAGGGCUGGGCGAAGCUUGCAAGAUAUCCAGGAACGAAGGUGCUGCCACCUUCGAGAUUUUCACCGGCAGCAGAACUUAUUACUUGACGGCAGACAGCAUCGCUACCAUGGAGGAUUGGAUCAGGGUAUUACAGAACGUACAAAGACGAAAUGCGACGAAGCUACUUCUAAGCAAAGAAGACAACAAACCCACUAUUCAGGGCUGGCUAACUAAAGUUAAGAAUGGCCACGCCAAGAAGAGCUGGUGCGUGCUUAUUGGCAAAAUGUUCCUGUACUUUAAGUCUCCAGGAGACCAGAAUCCAACCGGCCAGAUAAACAUGCGUGACGCUCGAGUAGAGGACGUAGAGCACGUGUCCGACUCCGACUCCGAAGAGAAGACUGACGACACGAGAAAAAACCUCACAGUCGCCAUCUAUCCGCAACACCAGGUAACUGGGGGUCCUACAUACUUGCUCUUCGAGAGCAAGGCUGACAAAGACUCGUGGCUGUACCAUCUGACGGUGGUGAGCGGUGGGGGGUUGAGCCAGGGUACACACUUUGAACAGCUAGUGCAGAAACUAAUGGAGACCGACGGAGACCCUAAUUGUGUUUUAUGGAGGCACCCUACGCUUCUGUAUUCCAAAGAAAAUCUGACGUCACCCCUUACUUCGCUAAACUCCGAGGCUUUACAAGCUGAAGCACUCAAACUUUUUAAGUGCGUGCAACUGUUCAUGUCGGUGGCGGUGGAGCAGGCGGGCAUCGACUACCACGUGGUGCUGGCGCAGAACGCGCUGCAGCAGUGCCUGGAGGUGGGCGAGCUGCAGGACGAGCUGGCGUCCGUGCUCGCCAAGCAGGUCACGCCGCACACGCACUCCAAGCACGGCGUGCAGGUAAACACGCCGACACCCACUCGACACGCUAAGCUAAACGUUAAGGCCGCCAAGCUUAAGAAUCAACUUCUACUGUGCGCGACUCAGUCGCUCUUCACUUGCGACACUGGCGCCUCGUCCGUCGGCGGCGACAACAAGAGCGGCGAUGUGCAACCCAACGCCGCGGGGUCGCCUAGCUCUAUACAGCCAUGUUUCCAGGCGCCGCUUUUAUCCGUGGACUGCAAGAGCAACCCUCCGACGUACAGCUUUGUGCAAGGGUGGCAACUCUUAGCGUUGGCAGUGAGCCUCUUUGUGCCGAGGAAUAACAGGUUGCUGUGGUAUUUGAAAUUGCACUUGAGCAGACAUGCUGACUCCAAAACGGAGUGCGGUAAAUACGCUGCAUAUUGUUCACGUGCUUUGGAAAGGACGAUCCGCAACGGUGGUCGCGAAGACAAACCUUCUAGAAUGGAAGUGUUAUCAAUAUUGUUGAAGAACCCCUACCACCAUUGUCUACCUCAUGCGAUACCUGUUCACAUGCUCAAUAAUACUUAUCAGGUUAUAAGCUUCGACGGUUCUACGACAGUGGAAGAGUUCCUAUCAACAUUGAGUACAGAGCUUGGAUGCCGAGAGUCGGCAUCCUCAGGGUUUGCUCUGUUCAGCGAUGACCCCAUAGAAAAGGACUUAGAACUGAAUAUUAAACCGGAUAAAAAGCUAUGUGAUGUAAUAUCAAAAUGGGAGACGGCGCUCAGAGAAAAAGGAUCUGGAAAGUUCGAAAACUCAAGAGUGAUUCGGCUCACUUACAGGAACAGGCUAUACUUUAAGAAUUCUGUAAGAAGUGAGACCGAUAAGGAACGGUUAUUGCUGUGCUAUCAAGUUAAUCAGCAAGUGGUGGCGGGCCGUUUCCCCGUGACGCGGGAGCUAGCGGCUGAGCUGGGGGCGCUGAUGGCCCAGCUCGACAUGGGCGACUACUCCCCCUCCAACACACAACACAACCAACCCCUCGCGCACAGGUUCUACCCCUACAGAUACAGGGCAGGACUGAGCAAUGAAGAACUUAGGGACGUUGAAGAGAAGCUUCGAUCCAAGUGGGUGGCUCUCAAGGGACGUAGUACGGCGGACUGUGUACGAAUAUACCUUAACUGUACGAGGAAGUGGCCUUUCUUUGGUGCUACGUUGUUCCAGGCUAGGAUAAAACAACCAGACUUAUCUAUGGUGUGGUUGGCGGUGUCCGAGGAGGGCGUGACCGUGUUGGAACUCGCCUCCAUGUCUGUGAUAGGGCGGUACGCGCUCAACUCCAUAGGACUCUUCGGAGGUUUACAGGAUGAUCUGAUGAUGUUGAUUGACGCCGAGGACGCGGUGAGUCCAGUACAUAAGAUGUUGAUCAGCCUCAAUAAGCCAAAAAUGGCAGAGCUAACCCAUCUAAUAGCCGACUACAAGAACGCACUCCUCCGGCCCGGAGGCACCGGCACUCCUCAAAUGAAUUCCCUCACACGGAACGGGAGUCAUCGCUCAAUCCGCAAGCCCACCUCAACACUCCCACACUCUAGCCCUUCUACAUUACCUCACACACAUCAAUUAUCACAAUCUCAUCACACACAUCACACCACUGGGCACAACACCCUAAAUUCCCACGCGACGACGAUGACUCUAGGGUCAGAUAGAAAUGCGACCCUAACGUUAAGUUCGCACACGUCGACUUUUAACCAACACGUGGAAGCCAGGGUCCUGUCUCACGGACAACCGGACAUUCUAAAGUCGACGCCUGAUCAUCACAGAAGUGAGAAGAAGAGAAGUCACACGCAGGACAGUGGAGUUGCGUGA
Messenger RNA from Arctia plantaginis, 4263 nucleotides. The record is from the annotation of a GenBank genome assembly. Lineage: Eukaryota; Metazoa; Arthropoda; Insecta; Lepidoptera; Erebidae.